Penicillium cataractarum is the source of this 1374-nucleotide messenger RNA. Its product is annotated as polysaccharide lyase family 1 protein. Lineage: Eukaryota; Fungi; Ascomycota; Eurotiomycetes; Eurotiales; Aspergillaceae. The record is from RefSeq and is a predicted model, not a curated record. The transcript is spliced from 3 exons. Gene Ontology annotation, molecular function: pectate lyase activity. Bases 1 to 1374 code for a protein of 457 amino acids.
AUGGCCCUCCAGAGAACUCUCCUGGCGGCCAUUGCUCUUCUGGGAGCUACUGCCCAGGCUACGGGUGUUUCUGGCACUGCCUUCGGUUUUGCGACAGGAACUACUGGCGGUGGUAAUGCGGCCGCAGCUGCCCCUAGCGAUAUCACACAGCUCACCGAGUGGUUGACCGACAGCACUCCCCGGGUCAUUCUCAUCGAUAAGGAGUUCAACUACCUGAACAGCCAGGGCAAAUGCACCGACUGCAAGUGCUGCAUUCCCUCGUCCAACUCCUGUGGCAGCUCUGGUCAAAAUGCUAUCGAUCUGGACUCUUCCUCCUGGUGUGGAAGCUACCCGACUACGACUUGUACCUACGACAAGGCCGCUAUCGAUGGUAUCAAUGUUGCCUCCAAUAAGUCUAUUGUCGGUGUUGGGAGUGCCGGUGUUAUUCGUGGUAAGGGUCUGCGUCUGGUAAAUGGCGUUAGCAAUGUGAUUAUUCAGAAUAUUCAUAUUACCGAGCUUAACCCUCAGUACAUCUGGGGUGGCGAUGCUAUUACACUGGAUGGUACAGACCAGGUCUGGAUUGAUCACGUCAAGAUAUCCCUGAUCGGUCGCCAGAUGUUUGUUGCUGGAUAUGAGGCGAGCGGUCGUGUCACCAUCUCCAACAGUGAGUUUGACGGCCAGACGAGCUGGUCCGCUUCCUGCGAUGGACACCACUAUUGGACUGUCCUGGGCUACGGUAAAAACGACAAGGUGACCUUUACUGGAAACUACAUCCAUCAUACCUCCGGCCGCUCCCCCAAGCUUGAGUUCAACAGCUACUGGCACGUCUACAACAACUUCUGGUUCAACAACACCGGCCACGCCUUUGACAUCGGUGAAGGUACCAACGCUCUGAUAGAAGGCAACGUCUUCCAACAGGUCAAGACUCCGUUCCUGGCUGACAGCUCCCCCGGCAAGACCUUCGCCGUUACCGCUAGCGACAAGUCAACCUGCGACUCUGCUCUCGGCCGUACCUGCGCGGCUAAUACAUUGACUUCCUCGGGUACUUUAUCGGCCAGUGACGAGUCUGUCUUGUCUAGCUGGCCGAGCGGUGAGUCUGGCAUUGACGUUCUGGACGCUGGUCGUGUCAAGUCCUCAGUGCUUAGCAAUGCGGGUGUUGGUAAACUCAGCAGUGCUACCUCUUCGAAGAAGGCCCGCCAGUUUGACGGAUGGGGCCAUGCUCUCUCCUCUGCGGGUCCUGGAGCCACUCCCUGUGCGACCCCCAGUGGUGCUGCUCCCAAGUGGACCUGGAAGACUAUCGGGGUUAAGCCUACUCAUCAGCCUAGUGGUUUCCCUCCUCUUCCUAAGGAGAGCCACGGUGCUGGUAGCGGUAGCUUCCCCUUUGGCUUCUUCUAA